AUGCAAUUGAAUGGAGUUUUGAAUCCUUUGUUAAAUGUCAGUCGUAUUAAAAAAAAAAUAUAAUUUGAUUUAGUGCUCAUUGUUGAAAGGUGUUUUGUUGAAAAUAUUCAUCAAACGAGCACGUUCAGUGUCUUUAUGAUCUUUCGAAGCAAGUCAUAUUUUUUUGGUAACUGUACACACAGCUGGCACUAGACUACCCACAUUUCGACAGUAAGGUUUUCGAAGGACGACAUUUUUUUUCUUCAGAAAAACUUUUAGAUGUCAGAGAGGUCAUUGAAAAGUACGGUUUUUCACUUUGAUCAGUCUCAGAUGAAUUAUAGCAAAACAAAUUCGCAACAUACAUACUCAAAAGAACUCCAAAUUUCCAAGUGACAGGAACGGAGAAUAAUUGUAUUAUCUAGAAGCAGGAAGUUGCUGCGGAGUAUUUGAUAAAAUAUGAGUACCGUCUCAUUCUCAAAAAGCUUAUCAAAAAAAUCAUGCUACUUCUCUUUUAUAAGUCUGGCACCUGAGGCUCCAUGGUGGGGGGAGAGGGGAUGAAGAUGAAAAGAAGAAAAGAGACUCUAAAUUAACUCACUAUUGCCCAAUAAAUUACUGCACAUUUUGCAAACUUUUGCUUACUUUUACUCUGACUUACUUUAAUUCUGAACCUAGGACGACUGAAAGGGCCGGGCACCUUCUGCGUAUCUUGUUCCCUUUUUUGACUGGUGAUAACUUAAAAUUAAAGCUUUGUGAACGAAAUUGGAUUUUUCUAAAGCAGUUCUAAUGAAAGCGAAAAAGGAAUCAAUAGAAUGGCUUUGUUUAAGUGAGUCAUAUGCCGAAGAGCCGGGAGUUUGAGUAUCGCUGGGUUUGAAGUGAGUGCUAGUAUGAGUUAGUAUGUCUUGUCUCGAAGCCCAAAGGCAGAAUAACCAAAUCUUCAUAUAUAUAUAUAUACGUGCUAUAAAGUUUACGAGUCAACCCCUUUCUAAUUUGAUUUAUUCUAAAAAUAUAAUUUCCGUGAAAAACUCUUCUUUGUCCCUUCACCGUUUGCCUUUGAACAUUUCGUGUCCUCCGUUCCUCCAUUACACCCAAGGGGAACUUGUGUCUAGUUAAUAUGGAGUUACUAUAAACUAGUGCCAAAACCACAAUUAAACAAGCAAACAAACAAACGAAAAUUAAUUUUUGGUAAAUUGUAAUUUAAAUCUUAAUCUAAACGGACGUGCAGGGUAAUCUAUUGGUAAUAAUUCUAAUUUGUUAGAAGAUGUCAAUUUAAAGCGUUCCUUUUGCCAUUAUUUCUGCCUUUUGGUAGUCCUCAGAAAAUGACAAAUCCAAUAAAUUCAAUGGAGCAAUUACGCUUAAAAAUGGGAAAGACAGUCAAUUGUUUUUUUUUUAAAUGCAAAUGAAGGUUUGUCUAAUGAUAAUUGUGAAAAAAAAAAAAAAUUCAGUCUUUAGAACAAGCAUAUCCAACUCUUUAAUAUUCUUUGAGCUCAAGCAAAGAAAAAUCGGUCACUUAUUUCAUGAUAAGCUUAGAGAUAGAAAGAGCCAGGAUUUUGUGAAGGCAAUUUCUACAUAUACACUUUAUUUGUACUUGACUGGAUCAUGAACAAAUUCAUCUCUGGGUCUACAGUGAAAAUAUUCUAAAAAUAUUCAGAAUUCUCAAAGUGAAAUAAAGCAAAACAGUUUUUUCCUACAAAUAUUUUCUGCGUCAAAGGCACCAACUUGAAGGUGACUGCCGUGUUACCCCCCAAAAAAAAAAAAAAAAAAAAAAAAGAAAAAAAGAAAAAGAAACUGUCAUUGGUAAUUCUGAUUUUUAAUGAUCAAUUAAACGCGUUCCCCUUGUCUUUAUUUAUGCGUUGCGGCAGUACUUGCCAAAAAUAACAAAUCCAUUUAAUUCUUUGAAGCGAUUAGUAAUACGUAUAUUCUUAAAUAAAAUGCAGAAAGCAGCAAAAAAUGUCAAUUUUGUGGUGAUUUAUGUGUCUUUAGAGCAAGGAUCCCCAACGCUUUUUGUAUCAGAAUACUGCAAGGAAUAUGCCCUUUGCACACAAAGAAAAAUUAAUUAUUUUAUGAUGAAAUACUGGAUAGAGAGAGCUAGGAUUUUGUAGGGAAAAAAAUUGGGAUACGUGUUAACGAAUUUCUUGCUACGCAUUAAAUGACGUAGAAAAUAGUGAAAAACUGUUUGCAGAAUGUGUCGGCAGGUGUUUUAAUGUUAACCAUUCCCAUUUUUAUCUAUUCAAAAUACCUUUCAAUCAACCAAUUUCUCUUAAUGGACAGUCCAGCAAUACUUAACUAAAGACGCUUUCAAGAUUCAGUUGCCAACUAUAUAAGAGACAUCGAGAAUACUUAGCAUCAGCUAAUAUCAGCCUGACAUCAGUUACUUGAGGGAAAGACAUAAUACGUGAACACUAACUGAAGAACCGUUAUAAGGAAACAUAUCCCGAGUCACGGUAAAACCAUGAUGUCCUUUUUAAUAACCAAAUUUGCAUUGUUCUUUUUUGGUCUACGGCAAAUUUAUAAAAAAUAAUAUUAUUUUUAACCGAUAUCCUUAACAAGAGAGAGAGAAUUAAAAAGGGAGAGAGAGAAUGAAUUUAAAGCAGUUAUUGCACGAUUGUACAGGUCUUUUUCCCCUGCAACUGAUUAUUGGGAAGGAGGAAGGGAAAUUUGUAAAAAGAGGUUACAGUAUGUGUGGGCCGGUUUUUUUACGUGAAUAAUUCCCAUAUAUUUUUAUUAUUAUAAUUGCUUCUUUACUAACCCAAAAGCCUUAUGCAUCAGUCCAUGCCAAUAUUGGGAAGUGAACUUAUCAAGAAGCCUUUCACAACGUCGCUUGUUAAAACAGUUUAAGUUAGAUCUAUUCUCGGUUUGAUCGACAUUGCUUAUUCUAUCAAGCUAUUAAAAGUUUUGCUGCGACAGCAACGAUUUAUGAUCACCAAUUGAAGAACUUUAUGAGAAAACCCGCCUACAGAAUUAAAGUAAAAACCAUGGUCUCUUGUUUUACUUUUCGUACGUUUAUUCUCAUUUAACCACCAUGCAAAUGUCAAAGCUUAGUAUAAAGAGGGUAAACGUGGACUAUGUUGUGGCUGUUGCAAUAAGUUUUUAUUUUGUUAUUAUAUUUUCUUUCCUUUCUUUCAUGUUCUUUUUGGAAUCAUGCGAGACAAGCGAAAACUGAGUAUGCGGUAACAAAAUUUAAUUUUAUUAAUUUUUGAUGGUAACAUAAUACGAAACCGAAAGCAAGUUGUCCUUACCGUAUGCGAGUUUCUCGCAAUUUUUGCUAAACGUAUAAAAAUGACUCAGUAUUUAAUUUUGCUCAAACAAGGUUCGAAUAUUAUCAGUUAUAACUCUCAACAAAGAUCUAAUGUAAGCAGGAGUUUCUUAUUCAUAAAAAAAACGCUCAGUAUCGCGCGGGUGUCCUUUAACGAACCAAGGUUACCCAAAAAUACGCUCGGAAUUAAUGGAAUUGUCUUUUUUUGUUUUUAAAUUUCAGGUUUGAACGAUGGCUGCGCACAACUCUAGCCGGUUUUGCUACCAAGAUUGCCUGAUUGCUGGCCUUUCAAUCGAUACCCAACUCCAGUUACUGAACAUUAGCAAAUACGUUUUCGGUCCUCUGAAUCUUAUUCUGGCCUUUUCGUCAUUUGUCUUAAAUACGCUUGUUAUCAUAGCUGUUGCACGAACCAAAUCCCUUCAAUAUCCCGCGAUGUUUAUGAUAUGCAGUUUGGCAGUGACUGACACAAUUUUUCCUGUGUAUUUCAUGCACAGAUUCGUAGAAUUAUCCACAUACGAACGCUUCACGUGUCGAAACGUGCAGCCUAGGCCUGUUGAAUCUGCCUUCAGUGCUCUUUGUGUCCAAGCCACACUCGGUAACCUGGCAGUUAUCAGUAGAGAUCGCUAUUUGGCAGUGCGAAGUCCUUGGUGGUAUCGCAAUCACAUGACAAAAUCACGUGCUUUUAAGGUAGUAUGCACACCGUGGUGCAUCAGUGUGGUUAGUGCAGUUGCGAUCUUCUUAUCAGGAACUUUUGGUGGCAUUUACAAACCUUUGGCACAAACUUUAACGCUAGUUCUUUUCGCUAUUUACGUAAUUAUCAUAAUGUUCUGUUAUCUUCGCAUUCAUUUUCGAAAAACUGUUGAAGUAGGAAACCCAAACGACGCUCGUUUGAAAAGGGAAAAACGAUUAACUAACACAGUUGCUGGGAUUCUUUUAAUUUUGGUAUUGACCUACUUCCCAGCGCUUCUUGUCCCAUUUGUUUUGUCUGCGAAAGGACUCUAUAAGAAUUCUCUGCUUUUUAAGCCUUUCUACGCUGUUUUCAUCCAAUUAAAUGGAGUUUUAAAUCCUUUGUUAAACCUCGGUCGUUCUAGAAAUAUGCGCAAAGCUGUUAGAGGCUUGUUUAAAUGCUCUUCCCAAGCGCAGCCAUCAUCAGCUGUCAACAACAACAACAACAACAACAACAACAACAAC
Porites lobata is the source of this 4423-nucleotide messenger RNA. The record is from the annotation of a GenBank genome assembly. Lineage: Eukaryota; Metazoa; Cnidaria; Anthozoa; Scleractinia; Poritidae.